This is a messenger RNA of Rhinopithecus roxellana (golden snub-nosed monkey), 936 nucleotides long. RefSeq names its product olfactory receptor 13D1-like. Gene Ontology annotation, cellular component: membrane. Gene Ontology annotation, molecular function: olfactory receptor activity; G protein-coupled receptor activity. Gene Ontology annotation, biological process: G protein-coupled receptor signaling pathway. The coding region runs from base 1 to 936 and encodes 311 amino acids. NCBI's taxonomy places the organism in Eukaryota, Metazoa, Chordata, Mammalia, Primates, Cercopithecidae. The transcript has a single exon. The record is from RefSeq and is a predicted model, not a curated record.
AUGGAAAGGACCAAUUGGACAGAGAGUGAGUUCAUUCUGCAGGGACUUUCAGAGUACCCGAGAGCUGAAAAAUUCCUUUUCGUGACGUGCUUGGUGAUGUACCUGGUGAUUCUCCUGGGGAAUGGCACCUUGAUCAUUCUGACACUCCUGGAUGCUUGUCUCCACACACCCAUGUACUUCUUCCUUGGGAAUCUUUCCUUCCUAGACAUUUGGUACACAUCCUCCUUCAUCCCCUCAAUGCUGAUACACUUCCUAUCAGAGAAGAAAACCAUCGUCUUCACUAAAUGUGCGGUUCAAAUGUCUGUCUCUUACACUAUGGGAUCCACCGAGUGUGUGCUUCUAGCAGUAAUGGCAUAUGACCGUUAUGUGGCCAUCUGCAACCCUCUGAGAUACCCCAUCAUCAUGGGCAAGGCACUUUGUAUUCAGAUGGCGGCUCUCUCUUGGGGACUAGGCUUUCUCAACUCAUUGACAGAAACUGUUCUUGCAAUACGGUUGCCCUUCUGUGGAAAAAAUGUCAUUAAUCAUUUUGUUUGUGAAAUAUUGGCCUUUGUCAAGCUGGCUUGCACAGAUAUUUCCUUGAAUGAGAUUAUUAUAAUGUUGGGCAAUAUAAUAUUUUUGUUUUCUCCAUCACUGCUGAUUUGUAUCUCCUACAUCUUUAUCCUUUCUACUGUACUAAGAAUCAAUUCGGUUGAAGGAAGGAAAAAGGCCUUUUCCACCUGUUCAGCCCACAUGACGGUGGUGAUUGUGUUUUAUGGGACAAUCCUCUUCAUGUACAUGAAGCCGAAGUCCAAAGAUUCUGCUUUUGACAAGCUGAUUGCCCUGUUCUAUGGCAUAGUCACCCCCAUGCUCAAUCCUGUCAUCUAUAGCCUGAGGAAUACAGAGGUGCAUGGAGCCAUGAGGAAAUUAAUGAGUAGACACUGGUUCUGGAGGAAAUGA